GAGGAAACUAGACCAUGAAGUCUGAGGAACUCACAGUGGUCCCCAUCAUUGGAAAAUUUAACAAAUGUGGAACUACCCAGACGCUGCCUAUAGUUUGCUGUCCAACCCAAACUGAGCAACUGGGCAAGAAGGACCUUGGUCAGGGAGGUGACCAAGAACCCAAUGACCACUCGGACAGAACUACGAAGUUUCUUGGCUGAGAUGGGUGAACCUGCGAAAAGGACAUCUCCGCACAUCACCAGUCUGCUUUAUGGGAGAGUGGCCAGAUGAUUGAGACUGCAAUGAAGAAUGGGAGAAAUACAGAUGUGCAAAGCUGAUAGCCAUACCUAAGACACAACUCAAAGCUGUAAUCACUGCCAAAGGAGUUUACACCACAAUCCUGCUGUACUUUGACCAAAUUUGCUGACAAAGGACUGCCACGCCACCUUCAUGUUUAAGUGCGCACAUCACAAGCCAAGAAGACCAGUGCCCCUAAACAUCACUCCCACUGGUGGUGAGGGAGGAUUGUCCACCUCUACGACCAUCACUGCUGCCUCAGAGGCUAACCUGAAGGCCCUACAGAAGAAGCUGGAAGAGUUGGAUCUAGAUGCGCAGCAGAAGAAGCACUUGGAGGCUUUCCUUACCCAGAAAGUCAAAGUGGGUGAGCUGAAAGACGAUGACUUCCACCGCAUCUGUGAGCUGGGUGCUGGCAACGGAGGUGUGGUCAACAAGGUGUGCCACAAACCCUCAGGCCUGGUCAUGGCCAGAAAACUGAUCCAUCUGGAGAUCAAGCCAGCCAUCAGAAACCAGAUCAUCAGAGAGCUACAGUUGCUACAUGAGUGUAACUCGCCCUACAUAGUUAGUUUCUACGGGGCCUUCUACAGCGACGGAGAAAUCAGCAUCUGCAUGGAACACAUGGAUGGGGGCUCCCUGGACCAGGUGCUGAAGGAGGCCAAGAGGAUCCCUGAGGAGAUCCUAGGGAAAGUCAGCAUUGCUGUUCUCAGAGGGUUGGCCUAUCUACGAGAAAAACACCACAUCAUGCACAGAGAUGUGAAGCCCUCUAAUAUCCUGGUGAACUCUUGUGGGGAGAUCAAGCUGUGUGACUUUGGUGUGAGUGGACAGCUCAUAGACUCCAUGGCCAACUCCUUCGUGGGAACACGCUCCUACAUGUCGCCGGAGCGAUUGCAGGGCACCCACUACUCUGUUCAGUCUGACGUGUGGAGUAUGGGCCUGUCUCUGGUGGAGCUGUCUAUCGGCCGGUACCCCAUACCCCCUCCUGACGCCAAGGAGUUGGAGACCAUCUUCGGACGGCUCAUCAUGGAUGGGUCCGAUGGAGACAUGCACAGCAGCACCUUACCCAGAACCCCCGGGGGCAGACCUGCCAGCAGCGAUGGGCCUGUGAUGGCCAUCUUUGAGCUGCUGAACUACAUUGUCAACAAGCCUCCCCCUGAACUGCCCCAUGGAGUUUUCACUUCUGAUUUCCAUGACUUUGUGACUAGAUGUCUCAUGAAGAACCCAAAAGACCGGGCUGACCUGAAGAUGCUGAUGAACCAUGCAUUUAUCAAGCGCUCUGAGGUAGAGGAGGUGGACUUUGCUUGCUGGCUCUGUAAAACCAUGGGGCUGAACCAACCCAGCACUCCCACAUGCACUGCAGACUAGACACACAUUCAGUGGCCUGUGGACGCAAGCAGCCUCCACAACCACAUGUAUAGAAACACACUUUCCUUGUCAGCCACCUUUCCCCUCAAGUGGUCCUGGUAUGAACUGGCCCUAGUCAGUCACUCUCCUGUCAGAAACAAGCCCACAGUUUCAACCGUAAUCAACAUUGCUUCAAUGGUGUGGUUAGGGCAACCCCUCACACUGUCAGAUUCCCCUAUCAGACCGUCAAAGCGGUCUGGCUGUUGUAGUCUGCAGUAUCAACAGUGUGGCAUCGGGGAGCUUCAUUACCCUGGAUGAGCAGACCUAAGGUGUAAAAUGGGCCUGGUCAGAGGUAAAGGCUUUAGAUAAACCCAUGCGGUGAACUCUUAACUCAAAAUCUACACAGUUGGCACCAAGUUUUGACAUGUAUCUACAGUGCCUUCAGAAAAUAUUCACAUCCCUGAAUUUAAAAUGGAGUAAAUUGAGAUUUUGUCACUUGUCACACAAUACCCCAUAAUGUCAGUGGAAUUGUUUCUCAAUAUAUUAAAUGAAAAGCUGAAAUGUCUUGACUCAAGUAUCACACCCUUUUUUUUUUUUUUUUUUCAAAAAAAAAAAAAUGGCAAGCCUAAAGUUCAGGGGUGAAUGUGCUUAAUAAGUUGCAUGGACUCACUACUAUACUCUUUAACAUGAUUUUUACAAUUAUCUGGAAGGUCCCUCAGUUGAGCAGUGAAUUUCAACCAGAAAGACCAGGGAGGUUUUCCUAUGGUUCGUAAAGGACACCUAUUGGUAGAUGGGUAAAAAUGAAAGCUGACAUUUUAAAUAACCCUGAGCAUGGUGCAGUUAAUUUUACGCUUUGGAUGGGAUAUCAAUACAUCCAGUCUCUUCAAAGAUACAGGCGCCCUUCCUAAAUCAGUUGCUGGAGAGGAAUUUCACCAUGAGGCCAAUUGUAUUUUUAAAAAUGACGAUCAAAGAACUGAGAUUAACAUAAAUGAGAGAGAAGCCUCUACAGAAUUAAAUAUUCUAAACAUGCAUCCUAUUAUCAGUGAUGCACUAAAGUAAUAUUGCCAAAGUGGCAAAGAAUGUACUUAUUGUUGAGUACAAAGUGUUAUGUUUGGGGGAAACCACAUCACGGAGUGCCACUCCAUAUUUUCAAGCAUGGUGGUGGCUGUAUCUAUAGGAUGCUUGUGGUCGUCAAGGCCUUAUUUAAAAAGAUAUAUAUAUUUAGGCUAAAAAGAAACGGAAUAUAUCUAAGCACAUACAAAUCCUAAAGGAAACCCUGGUCUGCUUUCAAACAGACAUUGGAAGACAAAUUCACCUUUCAGCAGGACGGUAACCUGAAACACGGCAAAAUCUACACGGGCUACAUACCAAGAUGACAUUGACUGUUCCUGGGUGUCCUAGUUUUGACUUGGACUUGACUCGGCUUAACUCUAUGGCAAGACUUAAAUGGCUCUCGUGGUGAUUAACCCACUUUUUUAUUUAAUAAUGGGAAAGUAUUGGACAAUCCAGGUGGCAAAGCUCUUAGACUUACCCAGAAAGACUCAGUUGUAAAUGCUGCCAAAGGUGACUAACACGUAUUGACUCGGUUGACUACUCAACAACGAAAUGCAUUUCUUCCACUUUGACAUCAGUGUUUUGUGUAGAUCAAUGACAAAUCUAUUUUAAUCCCACUAACUGGAAAAAGUGAAGGUGUGGGUACUUCCUGAAGGCACUAUUUUGCAUUGCUGUAACACCAGAACCCUUUGAACAGAGGUUACGCAGAAAUAUAUAUAUAUAUAUAUAUAUGCCUUGUUUUAGAAAUAAAGAAAUUGUGAUACUUGACAUCAAACUAAGCGAGACCUAUUUCAGCUUCCUGAGUAUGUAAACACAACUGCACUUCUAUUUUCCCAAGAUCAUCUUAUUUUGCUUUUCAAUUACAUCUAUCAAUCACUCUGUACAAGCAAUAACCCAAAUAUGGGCCAGGCCAUAGGUCUUGUUACAAUCAUGAUUAGGAGUUAUAUGUAUUGACAUGUACAUUGUAUGUCUUCACAUCUCUGUGUGCAUAUUCAGCAGAGGCUGGUGGGGGGAGCUAUAGGAGUAUCGGCUCAUUGUAAUGUCUGGAAUGGAAUAAAUGGAACGGUAAACAUAUGGAAACCACAUGUUUGACUCCGUUCCAUUUAAUUCCAGCCAAUACAAUGAGCCCGUCCUCCUAAAGCUCCUCCAACCAGCUUCCUCUGAUAUUCAGAUAUGUUAAGCUUAUUUGCAUACUGUACAUCAGUUUUUAAUUUUUCUCUUUCGGCAGAUUGAGUGAGUAGUGUUUGUCAAUGAGAUGUGGGAUGGCAUCCUGUCCAAUUCUUUCACAUCAGUGAAGUUGAAGGAAAUUCUACUAGAAGAGGAUGCAGCCCUAGUGUCUGUGUCCUGGCCAGGCUCCCUCCAUCCCUUUGGCUGUAGGAGAGAUGCAUGCCUGACCAGUGUUGGGAGAUAAACACACCUUAACCAGAGUAAUUUAUAUCUCCUAAUACAGUGUUUCCCAAGUCCUGUCCUCAAGUACCCCCAACAGUACACAUGUUUUGUUGUAGCCCCGGACAAACUCACCUGAUUCAACUCAUUGAGGGUUGUGGGUACUCUAUGACUGGAGUUGGGAAACACUGUCGUAAUAUACACUUGAGUGUACAAAACAUUAAGAACACCUUCCUAAUAUUGAGUUGCACCCCCUUUUGCCUUCACGACAGCCUCAAUUCAUUGUGGCAUGGUCUCUACAAGGAUGCUGGCCCAUGUUUGAGUGGUGGAUCAUUCUUGAUACACAAACUGAGUGUGAAAAACCCAGCAGCGUUGCAGUUAACACAAACCGGUGCAUCUGACACUUAUUACCAUACCCCGUUCAAAGGCUCUCAAACCUUUUGUCAUUACCAUUCACACUCUGAAUGCCACACAGACACUAUCCAUGUCUCAAUUGUCUCAAGGUUUAAAAAUCCUUCUUUAACCUGUCACCUCCCCUUCAAAUCAAUGAAUUUGUAUUUGUCACAUGCGCUGAAUACAACAAUACAACCUUACCGUUGUAAGCCCUUAACCAACAAUUCAGUUUUAAGAAAAUGUUUACUAAAUAAAGUUAAUAAAAUUUUAAAAAGUUAUACAAAAUAACAAUGAGGCUAUAUACAGGGGGUACCGGUACCGAGUCCAUGUGUGGGGGUACAGCUUCGUCGAAGUAAUUUGUACAUGUAGGUAGGGGUAAAGUGACUAUGCAUAGAAAAUAAACAGUGAGUGGCAGCAGUUGUAAAAACAAAGGUGGGGUGUGUCAAAUAAUCCGGGUGGCCAUUUGAUCAAUUGUUCAGCAGUCUUAUGGCUUGGGAGUUGAAGCUGUUAAGGAGACUUUUGCACCUAGACUUGGUGCUCCGGUACCGCUUGCCGUGUGGUAGCAGAGAGCAUAGUCUAUGACUUGGAUGACUGGAUUCUUUGACAAUUUUUGGGGCCUUCCUCUGACAUCGAUUAGUAUAUAGGUCCUGGAGGCAGGAACCCAGUGAUGUACUGGGCUGUAUGCACUACCCUCUAUAGCGCCUUACAGUCAGUUGCCAAGCAGUUGCCAUACCAGGCGGUGUUGCAAGCGGUCAGGAUGCUCUCGAUGGUGCAGCUGUAGAACUUUUUUAGGAUCGCGGGACCUAUGCCAAAUCUUUUAAGUCUCCUGAGGGGGAAAAGGCGUUGUCGUGCUCUCUUCAUUACUUUCUUGGUGAGUUUGGACCAUGAUGGUGUUCACAUCACCAAUAGACUAAGGUACUUGAAACGUCAUCUACACGGAUUAAAGUGGAUUUAACAAGUGACAUCAGUAAGGGAUCAUAGCUUUCACCUGGAUUCACCUGGUCAGUCUGUCAUGGAAAGAGCAUGAGUUCUUCAUGUUUUGUACACUUAGUGUAUAUAAAAGCAUGUAUACAGCAGGGCAUGGAGCUGCCAUAAAAUAAGUGCGUUUCUGUGUCCUGGGGUGGUCGAGUGAAAGUUGGCCUUUCACUGAUUUCUUUGCUUCUCUUUGUGUAUUUCUUCUCAAAAAUGGUUUAAAACGAUGGAUGUUUUGUACCAUGUCAAAAACAUCAAAAAUGUUGUUUUCAUGGCAUAAUUGUCAAUAAAUUAUAUGUAUUGUCA
This is a messenger RNA of Oncorhynchus kisutch (coho salmon), 5727 nucleotides long. Its product is annotated as dual specificity mitogen-activated protein kinase kinase 2. Gene Ontology annotation, molecular function: protein kinase activity; ATP binding. The coding region runs from base 430 to 1638 and encodes 402 amino acids. The record is from RefSeq and is a predicted model, not a curated record. Gene Ontology annotation, biological process: protein phosphorylation. NCBI's taxonomy places the organism in Eukaryota, Metazoa, Chordata, Actinopteri, Salmoniformes, Salmonidae. The transcript is spliced from 16 exons.